AUGGCCGCAGCCCUCGUCGACGCUGGUGCCCGCUGUGCGGCAGCGGUCGGCAGCCAGGCGCUGGGGACUUGGCUCGGUUGCAGCCACAGCGCAGCGUGCGACUGCAGCUGCCAUUUCGACGCCUCGCCCGACGAGGCAUUGAUCGCUCUGCUGAAGGGCCAGCUCGACAGGUGUGGCCCCGAGCACCUCCACGGACAUCCCACGGUGGUCGCGUCCUGCCCGCCAGUUGGGCACGCCCGGCUCGAGGUGGUCUUGGCGCUGGCGCUCGGCCUCUGCGCGCGGGACGCCGUGUGCUUCUGCCUCCGUCGGACAGCGCUGACGCGGGUCGAGCGAGAGGACAACUACUGGCAUGAGCGUGUUUCGCUGGGACGAAUCACCAGCAGCAGAUGGGUGGUGGUCACCCCCCACUUUGACAUCUAUGAAAAAGACCUCUCGGACGCGCUGCAGCUCUGCCUGGUCGGCCCUACGGGGGGCCUGCCGACGAAGCUGCCUGGACACCUGCUCAGGAUGGACAUGGAUCGCUUCGGUCGGAACGAGAAGCAACUUCUCGAGGAGGGCCAGCUGCUGGCCGCCGAGGUGCGGCGUGAGGAAGGCCUUGCCGACGAAGAGGCUGGACUCCCCGCGCUCCCUGCGCCGUCUGACGACGCACCUGCUGCCAAGGCUCUCACCGAUCGUGCUAGCGCUGGUGAUGCUGUGCGCUGGGUGGUCCAGGAGGCUAGAGCAGGUUACCACCAUGGGGACGAGCUGCUUGCUGGUACCGUCCCCAGCCGCAUUGCGGGCGACCGCGGGAUUGUCGAGCUUGCCGACGGAACCAUGCUGGCAGUCGCGAAGGCGGAGACCCAUGGCGGCACGGCCACUCCGCGCGACGGCGACAGGGCAGGCGAGCAGGAGCUGCGCACCCUCCCCGUCAGGUACAACCAGGGCGGCUCGAGGGUCAGAGAUUUCGCAGAGGCAGUCGACAUCAUGUCCACCAGCACGAUGGGC
This is a messenger RNA of Prorocentrum cordatum, 984 nucleotides long. NCBI's taxonomy places the organism in Eukaryota, Dinophyceae, Prorocentrales, Prorocentraceae. The record is from the annotation of a GenBank genome assembly.